AUUAUUAUUAUUAUUAUUGUUGUUAUUAUUAUUAUCACUAUCACUACAACUACAUUUGCCGACCCAAAACAUUUAAACUAUGCCGGCUGGAAUAAAACCAUUGGAAAAGUUCUUAAAGAAGCAGACUUCGGCUCUGAGCCGCGCUGGGGGGUUCGGGGAGAGAGUGGGCAGCGGGGGACCCAGGAGGAGAACCAGCGUCUCCCGCGUCCUUCCCUUCUUCAGGGACCUGUCACCGGAGUCUGCCCAGCCGCCGCGGGAGGUGUUCAGCCCUGACGCACAAGAGGCUCCGUGCUGGCACCCCGUCCCCGGAGCUCCGGCUGCCGCCUCCUCCUCGUCCUCCUCCCGCUCCGACUCCCGGAGCCCCUCGCUGUCGAGUGACGAGCAGAGCGCCCUCGAGGGCAGCCUGGAGACCCCGGCAACCGCCGCCGCCGCCGCCGCGUGGGGGGGAGCGCCGCUCGCCCCGGACACACCGGAGAACCUGGUGCUCGCGCUGCUCGACGGCGUCACGGCGAGCAGGAGGCAGGGCGGGAGCGGCGCAGAAAUCCUGCUUGAUGACUUCAUGCUUACGCACCCCAUUUUCCUCUCUGCAGACAAGCUGCAGCAGGUCCUCCUGCAGGAGUUCCGUGCAGACAGGAAGUCUUGCGAGGGCUGCCGCGGGGCCGACAGUGCGGACAGGAAACAGGCCGUGCUGAGCGUGGCGUUCCGAUACCUCAAGACAUAUCGCCACCUGCUGCAAGAUGAGGGGGAGAAAUCACACACCUUCCCCAAGGAGCUCUGUGUGUGUGUGGUGGAAGAUCUCACUCGGUACCCUGAGCUGGUGGAAGAGGUUCUCAAACUGCAGCGCUGGACUGAGAUCCUACAAGACCAGGCUGUGGAGGAGAGUGACAGUAAGAAGCCGGUCCGGCCGCUCUUCAGACACUUCCGUCGGGUCGACGCCUGCCUGCAACCCAGAGAGGCCUUCCGGGGCUCCGACGAGAUUUUCUGCCGUGUGUACACCCCCGAUCACUCCUAUGUGACGAUCCGCAGUCGCCUGUCCUCCAGCGUGCAGGAGAUCCUGGCUCUGGUCUCGGAGAAGCUGCAGUACAGCGGGGAGCAGGAGGGCCAGCAAGGGGCGUUGGUGCUUGUGGCAGUCACCUCUUCUGGGGAGAAGGCUGUGUUUCGCCCCAGUGAAGACUCUGUGUUCACCACACUGGGAGUGAAUACGCACCUCUUUGCCUGUGAGCCCGAGCGGCUGGGAGCUCUGGUGCCAUUGCCAGAGGAGAUCCACUGGUCCCCUGGUGACAGCAGGCUGCACGACAUGAGUGCUGAGGAGGUGGCCAAUCAGCUGCUAGCGUUCGACUGGGAGCUCUUCAGCUGUGUGCAUGAGGUGGAGUUUGUGCGCUACGUGUUCCGUGGCGAGGAAGCUCGCUGGCGCCCUCUCAAUCUGGAGCUGGUAUUGCAGCGCUCCAGUGAGGUCCAGCACUGGGUGGGCACUGAGAUCCUGCAGUGCCAAUCUCUGCCCAAGAGGGGGCAGCUGCUGCGCAAGUUCAUCAAGAUUGCGGCGCUGUGCAAACAGAACCAGGACCUGCUGUCCUUCUUCUCUGUGGUGCUGGGGCUGAACAACCCGGCCCUGACCCGACUGCGCCACACCUGGGAGGGGCUGCCCAGCAAGUUUAAGAAACAGUUCCAGCAGCUGGAGAGCAUCUCGGACCCCUCCCGAAAUCACAAGUCCUACCGGGACCUUCUCUCCAGCCUUAGGCCCCCCGUCAUCCCCUUCACCCCCUUGCUCCUCAAAGAUUUGACAUUCCUUCACGAGAGCAGCAAGACUUUCCACGGGCCUCUGGUGAACUUCGAGAAGAUGCACAAAGUUGCAGAGAUGAUCCGGACCAUUCGGAGGUACAGGAGCUCCCCACCCACUCUGGACACAGACUCCACCCCCUCGUACCUGCAGACGAAGGCCUUCGUCAGGCAGCUGCAGGUCAUCGACAAUCAGAACCUGCUCUUCAACAUGUCCUACAAACUGGAGCCCAAAGACACCUGAAACACGUCCCAUCGGGCACUUACCCUGGACAGCCAUGGGGGGCAGGGGGUCCUUAGGAACAGAAGCCGAGGAGCUUCACCCAGUGCAGGGGGUCAGAACUCCGUUUUUGGGGUGCAGCGCCCCCUCCGAUAUCUCACCCAUCGAUGAUAAUUCACUCAUUGGCUUGGUCUGUGCUUGACAGUAAGCUGUACAAGUGCUGUAUUUCUCUGGAUGAGCCACUAAGCCUGGUUUCCACUGCCUUGCUCCAGGUACAGCUGAGCUGGCCAGUCUGGGUGAGGGGCGGUUAAAGAUGGCUGUCUGCGUUCACGUGUGAUUUUUUUUUUUUUUGUUAUGAGCAAGUCGGAGAACGCGCUACGGUCAGAGAGCCCUAACGUCAGAGCGCUCGCUACAAUCAGACAGCAAUCUGUUAUUGAAAUGACCAGAUAGGUGUCAGGAGUUUGAACAAUCAGGCCCAGACUCUGCUCUGAUGAGUGGACUUUCAUAGCAGCAUGAAAACGUCUCUCCUGAGAGUUUGUAGAUUCACUGACAGGACUUGCUAAUGCAGCUGAGUGAGGAAUCAUUUUUUAAAACUCCCGAUCAAUUCAAUAAUAGAACUGAAGGCAGCCCUGAACCCCAGGACCUGGUGCAGCAGCAGCACGGCUAGUGUUGAGUUUCGAGCCAACAGAAUACCACCCCCUCUGUUGAUUAUCAUGAUCAGUGCACUUACCCCCCACUGCCAAACACCUGUAUUAUAGUGAUGUAUGUAAGAGAGUGUGAGAGAGAGAAUAUGUAUAUAUGUAAAUAUUUGAGAGUAUAUUUUGUGUAGGAAGCAUAUGAAAAGAUGGCAAAGUGUAUAUAUAUAAUUAGAACUAUACACUAUUUGAAAAAGGAAAACUGCUGUGUACCAAAAAGAAAAAAAAAUUAAUGUAGGUACAGAAAAAUGUGAAUAAUUAAUUAAUAAAGAAAUCACUAUCGGGAGUCCAUGUUCAGAUAUGAUGAAGACAUGGAAGAGAGGAAGAGACGAACACGCUAAGGAGAUGAACACGCUAAGGUUCCGUGCUGUGACGUGUUCCGCGCUGCUGAGAAGGGCUGUGUGCAUCAUCACCUUGCUUUUUUUUUUUUUCUAAACAAAGGCUUGUAUUGUUGAUGGGUUUUUGUUUCAACUUUUUUCAUGCCAGUAAAGCCCUACCCCAGACAC
Molecule: messenger RNA, 3197 nt
Organism: Polyodon spathula (Mississippi paddlefish)
Lineage: Eukaryota; Metazoa; Chordata; Actinopteri; Acipenseriformes; Polyodontidae
Product: rap guanine nucleotide exchange factor-like 1
Exons: 15
Coding region: 80-2020 (646 amino acids)
Biological process (GO): positive regulation of GTPase activity; Ras protein signal transduction
Cellular component (GO): plasma membrane
Molecular function (GO): guanyl-nucleotide exchange factor activity
Source: RefSeq, a predicted model, not a curated record